CUAGCGGUUCUUUUAUAUACUGAGGUACAAUCCAAUAACUGAGUAGAACAUGAAUUCUUUCGUCAGCUUCGUUUUAUUCGCAGCUAUCGUCGUUAUCGGCGUAGAAAGCGCCAUAACUGAUAACUCCAAGCAAGCUAUGGUAUCUUCAUCGUACGGUGGUGGAUAUGGCGGUGGCUCUUCACCAUCCUACUCGGCUCCAGCUCCUGCGUCAGCGCCUACAUAUGGCGGUUCUUCAUCAUCAUACUCUGCUCCAGCUCCUGCUGCAGCGUCCUCAUAUAGCGGCUCUGCUUCAUCAUACUCCGCACCAGCACCUGCACCGUCAUAUGGAGUUUCUGCACCAUCGUAUUCGGCACCAGCAGCUCCUGCACCAACCUACUCGGCACCAGCACCUGCACCAUCCUAUUCAGCACCAGCAGCUGUAGCAUACGCUGCACCUGCUCCAACAUCGGCAUCAUCUUAUCCUGCACCACCAUGCCCUAAAAACUAUAUCAUCAGUUGCCAACCCUCUUUGUCGCCUGUGGCUUGCAGUGCCCCCAGUAGAAGCGGUGGAUACGGUUCAGUGGCCGCUUAUUCCCAAUAUGUGCCAUCACGUUCCCCAAAGCUUGUGAAGCAAUACGCUGCUAUGCCCAGCAACGUUCCUAAGCCUAGCUAUGCAGCAAACACCCAUGAUAUAUCAUCUUGUGUGGCAGUAUUAGGUCAACCUCUCAGAUGGUAAUAAGGACAUCAUGAUUUACCUAGCCAAAUAAGGAACCAAAUCUUUGACAAGGCAAGAUAAUAUAAUUACAUACUGGACUUCUGGAGGUGUAUUGUGCUUGUACUGCUCUUUACCAUGAAAAUAUAUGUAUAAAUACA
Messenger RNA from Bactrocera oleae (olive fruit fly), 852 nucleotides. Its product is annotated as vitelline membrane protein Vm26Ab. Lineage: Eukaryota; Metazoa; Arthropoda; Insecta; Diptera; Tephritidae. The record is from RefSeq and is a predicted model, not a curated record.